This is a messenger RNA of Gilbertella persicaria, 432 nucleotides long. RefSeq lists its product as uncharacterized. The transcript is spliced from 2 exons. The annotation marks the transcript as partial. Lineage: Eukaryota; Fungi; Mucoromycota; Mucoromycetes; Mucorales; Choanephoraceae. The record is from RefSeq and is a predicted model, not a curated record.
AUGCGUCCUACUCUUGCUAUCUCUGUUGCUAUUGCUACACUUGCUUCUACUGCCCUUGCUGCUGAUUGUAAUCCUUCUUACAAUAUUGCUUCUUCCACUGAAUGCUAUACCAAUUGUAAUGUUAAAGCUGGACAAAAGUAUGUCGAUGGUUGGACCAUGGAUCACACCUCUCCUCUUUUCCUUGACUCUCUUGCUAUCAUGUGUAAUAAGUCUGGACCCAACUAUGGUAGCUUCAUGACUACUGCUGGUAUCUGUAUGACUAGUUGUGCUGGUGACGAUCCUGAAUUGUUCAACAAGGAAUUUGCUAGUGCUUGUGCUUGGUGGAAUGAACACAAGAACGACAAGUGUACUGCGAAAACCACCACCACAACCGUCAAGACGACUACCACUACUGCCAAGACGACUGCCCCUACCACCACCAAGGACACUACC